This is a messenger RNA of Pelobates fuscus (common spadefoot toad), 3453 nucleotides long. RefSeq names its product 5'-3' exoribonuclease 2 (gene XRN2). Bases 75 to 2870 code for a protein of 931 amino acids. Lineage: Eukaryota; Metazoa; Chordata; Amphibia; Anura; Pelobatidae. The record is from RefSeq and is a predicted model, not a curated record. The transcript is spliced from 30 exons. Gene Ontology annotation, biological process: nucleobase-containing compound metabolic process. Gene Ontology annotation, cellular component: nucleus. Gene Ontology annotation, molecular function: nucleic acid binding; 5'-3' RNA exonuclease activity.
UCUUGCUGCGCAGCGUGUAAACGCCGCGGCCUGUACCUUUCCUGUGUGUUUGUGUGAGUGUACCUGUGUGCGCUAUGGGAGUCCCGGCAUUCUUCCGAUGGCUGAGCCGCAAGUACCCGUCCAUUGUGGUGCACACGACGGAGGAGAAGCCAAAAGAAUGCAAUGGCAUCAAGAUACCAGUGGAUACAAGCAAACCCAACCCAAAUGAAGUUGAAUUUGAUAACCUGUAUUUGGAUAUGAAUGGUAUCAUCCAUCCAUGUACUCAUCCAGAGGACAAACCAGCACCCAAAAAUGAAGAUGAAAUGAUGGUUGCAAUUUUUGAGUACAUUGAUAGACUUUUCAACAUAGUACGACCCAGGAGAUUACUCUACAUGGCCAUUGAUGGUGUGGCCCCAAGAGCUAAAAUGAAUCAACAGCGUUCUAGGAGAUUUCGUGCUUCGAAGGAAGGAGUGGAAUUGACUGAUGAGAAAAGUCGCAUUCGUGAAGAAGUGCUGUCCAAAGGUGGCUACCUACCUCCUGAAGAAAUAAAGGAACGAUUUGAUAGUAACUGCAUUACACCUGGUACAGAGUUCAUGGAUAACCUGGCAAAAUGUCUCCGCUACUAUGUUGCUGAUCGCUUAAAUAAUGACCCCGGUUGGAAGAAUAUUACAGUCAUCUUAUCAGAUGCUAGUGCUCCUGGAGAAGGGGAGCAUAAAAUUAUGGACUACAUCAGAAGGCAAAGAGCUCAGCCUCAUCACGACCCAAACACUCAUCACUGUUUAUGCGGCGCUGAUGCUGAUCUGAUCAUGCUUGGAUUGGCUACACAUGAACCUUUAUUUACCAUCAUCCGAGAGGAAUUUAAACCAAACCAGCCAAGACCUUGUGCCCUCUGCAGUCAAGUUGGACACGAGCUCAAGGACUGUCAGGGGUUGCCUAGGGAGAAGAAAGGGGAGCAUGAUGAAUUUGCGGAUCAACCUCCAGGCUCUGAGCAAGAGUUCAUUUUCAUUCGUCUGAACGUGUUGCGUGAGUAUCUGGAGAAGGAGCUUGUAAUGACCAGCUUACCCUUUCCAUAUGACUUUGAAAGAGCUUUGGAUGAUUGGGUCUUCAUGUGUUUCUUUGUUGGCAAUGACUUUUUGCCUCAUCUACCAUCUCUUGAAAUCAGGGAGGGUGCUAUAGAUCGACUUGUCAACAUUUACAAAAACGUUGUUAAUAAAACUGGAGGCUAUCUCACAGAAAGUGGCUUUGUGAACCUUGAAAGAGUACAGAUGAUCAUGCUGGCAGUUGGAGAAGUUGAAGAUAGCAUUUUCAGAAAAAGAAAAGAAGACGAUGAACGAUUUAAAAAAAGAAACAAGGAAAAAAGAAAAAGGAUGAAGAUGGAACAGCAGCCUGCUUUUGUGCCAACUGGGCAGUUUGCACCACAGGCCCUGGGACGAGGAAAUCGUUCCGCCCCUAAUGCCAUUAACAACCCAAGACAAGCUGCCUAUGAAAUGAGAAUGCAGAAUUCCAAAUUUGGUGAGAAGCAAGAUGUCAACUCCUCUUCAGGAAGCAAAAGAAAAGCCGAUGACAGUGAUAGUGAGCCAGAGCCGGAAGAUAACAUCAGAUUAUGGGAAGAUGGCUGGAAGCAGCGUUAUUAUAAGAAUAAAUUUGAUGUCGAUGCUUCAGAUGAGAAGUUCCGCCGUAAAGUUGUACAGUCAUAUGUCGAAGGUCUUUGCUGGGUGCUAAGAUAUUAUUACCAGGGCUGCGCUUCAUGGAAGUGGUUCUUCCCAUUCCAUUAUGCUCCUUUUGCGUCAGAUUUUGAAGAUAUAUCUGAACUCUUUACAGAGUUUGAAAAGGACACAAAACCAUUUAAGCCACUUGAACAACUCAUGGGCGUAUUUCCAGCUGCUAGUGGUAACUUCCUGCCACAGACAUGGAGGAAACUAAUGAGUGACCCGGACUCAAGUAUAAUUGACUUCUACCCUGAUGAUUUUGCCCUUGAUUUAAAUGGAAAGAAAUAUGCUUGGCAAGGUGUUGCUCUGUUGCCAUUUGUUGAUGAGCGCCGUCUAAGAGCUGCUUUGGAAGAGGUUUACCCUGACCUCACUCCUGAUGAAAAAAGAAGAAAUAGCCUUGGAGGUGAUCAUUUAUUUGUUGGGAAACAUCACCCAUUAAAUGAUUUCAUUCAUGAACUUUACAAGUCAAGCGCUAAAGAGCCAACGGAAAUUCCACCUGAGUUGUGCCAUGGUAUUCAGGGUCAUCUUGAAACUGACGAAGGAGCAAUUCUUCCACACGAGGUUGUGGAAUCUCCAGUUCCACUGUUACGUGAUCUUUCUGAGAAUUUCUCUAUAAGCAUCAAGUUUAAAGACCCCCAGUUUGAAAAUGAUUAUGUCUUCAAGGCAGUGGUUUUACCAGGUGCAAAAAAGCCGGCGAUAACGUUAAAACCCGGAGACUUUGAGAGGACAAAUAACAAUGGAAGACCAUGGAGGCCACAGAUUGGCUUUAACCAAAAUAGAAAGCAAAUGCAUUUGGAUCAAUCAUCCUUCAGGACUUUAGGGCAUGUCUUGCCACAAAGCAGAGGACAACGGGGAGGACAUUAUAGCAACAUCCCUCCACCUGGUGCUUAUAAUCCUGUGAAUGCCUACAGAAUGCCUUCUAGACAGUCCCAGAUGCAAAAUUUUUUAACUCCUGUAGAUUCAAGGCCUCAAAAUUCAUGGGGAAACCGCCCGCCUCUCUUUAACCAUCCGCCACAAAGAAGUUAUGGACUAAUGCAGAACCCAAAUCCUCCAUUCCCGAAUCCGCAAGUUGGACACGGAGGUCCAAGUAACUAUUAUCAGAGACACGGAGACAGGAAUAGACAGGGGUACAACCAAGGAAGGAAUUUUCCACCGCAGUCUGGAAGAUACAAUUGGAAAUAAAUGUUUUGUUUUUUAACUGAGACUUGUUUUUUCCCGUAUUAUUUUUUUUUUUUCUUUUUUUUAAACAAAACAAUUAUGUGACAACAUUUUUAAAAUAUAAGAACAUUUUCUGUGUUUUUUGUUUUUUAGAAAAGAAAAAUCUGAUCCAUGUAAAAUGUGUGCUUUUUGUGAUUGUACUUUCUUAGUGCUUGGGUCUCAUUGUAAAGUUGUAUUCUUUAUUUUAUUUUUUUUAAAACUGAAAAUUGCAUAAAGCUGUUGGCACUAGACAUACAUCCUCUUUAAAAUGUACUUUGAAUUGGAGAUUGUGAUUGGUUUAAAUUGUGUUCUCCAACUUCUUAUGUAGAGUUUUUUUUUUUUUUUUUUUUAACAGCAGAUCAAUACACACAUACUUAUAUACUGUGCAUAUUUUUAUAUCUCAGUGAUAUGUGAAACUUUACUCUGGACUUAUUUUUUAGAAAUAAAUUGUAUAGUCACAAGGAAGCAAAUCCUGCAUAUGUGAUUUUAAAAAGCAAACAAAUGUAAAAGGUUCCUGUUUUUUGUUUUUUAAUGUGAUUAUUAAAAUGUCUCUAGUUUAGGAAUCCUA